Zonotrichia albicollis (white-throated sparrow) is the source of this 2571-nucleotide messenger RNA. It is a transcript of the gene C1QB, whose product is annotated as complement C1q B chain. The record is from RefSeq and is a predicted model, not a curated record. Gene Ontology annotation, molecular function: protein binding. NCBI's taxonomy places the organism in Eukaryota, Metazoa, Chordata, Aves, Passeriformes, Passerellidae.
UCCGUUCUCCAACCAGGCAAACUGCACUGCAUGCAAGUUCAUCCUUUCCACCCCUCUCUUCUUCCUCCCUACUCCCAGAGAAGAGCUUCCAGCAAGCAGAGCUGCUCACACUGCCCUGUCUUCAGCCUCUGCACCAAGGAAGCAGGAUGCACCCUGGAUUCUGGCUGGCAGCCAGCGUCCUGGCAGCAGUGCUGGGCAUGGCCCUGCUGGAGGACGGAGUCUGUAGGGCACCAGAUGGCAAGAAUGGCUCCCCUGGAGUCCCUGGCCGGGAUGGGAGGCCAGGGCAGAAGGGUGACAUGGGAGAGCCAGGGAGAGCAGCACUGAGCUUGAGCAUCAAGGGAUCCAAAGGGGAUGCAGGCGAACCAGGGUAUCCUGGCCCACCAGGCAUGCGUGGCCCACCUGGCCGGCCAGGCCCUCCGGGGAUGCCAGGGCUGCCAGGGCCACCGGGGCAGAAAGGGCAAGCUGGCAAUGCUUUGGAGCACCCGCGUCCCGCUUUCUCCGCCUCCAGGCUGGCCCCGCCACGCGCAGGCACCACGGUGGUGUUCGACAGGAUCAUCACCAACGAGGAGAACUCCUACAACCCCCAGACCGGGAAGUUCACCUGCAGCAUUCCCGGGCUCUAUUACUUCAGCUUCCAGGUGGUGUCCAGCGGAGACCUGUGUCUGAGCAUCACCAAGAACGGGCAGGGCGUGGUCAGCUUCUGCGACAACAACAGCCGCGGCAUCCUGCAGGUGAACUCAGGCAGCAGCGUGCUCAGCCUGGCCAAGGGUGACCACGUGUCCCUGACCACCAACCCUGCCCAGGGCAGCUCCAUUUACAGCGGCUCCGAGGCUGACAGCGUCUUCAGCGGGUUCCUGGUGUCCCCAGAGACAAACAGCAAAAUGGAGAAGAGAUUCUGGGAGCAGCUCUAUCUGGCCCUCACCCUCCUCCUCCUGAAUGUGGGCUCUGCUGUGACUGUAGAGGACCCUCACAGCUGCUAUGGAGCUCCAGGCCUGCCAGGCAUGCCGGGUAUACCAGGCAGGGAUGGCCGGGAUGGACUGAAGGGAGCCAAAGGGGAGCCAGGUAUCCCAGCUUCUACAGAGCUAGGGCCCAAGGGCAUGAAAGGGUCACCAGGCCCCCCUGGCCCUCCAGGCAAGCCUGGCCCCCCUGGGGCCCCUGGUCCAAUGGGAAUCCCUGGGGUGGCAGGCCAUGCCGGCCCCCCGGGAAUGCCAGGCACCUCCAUGCAGAAGCUGCAGUCAGCAUUCUCAGUGACCAGGCAGACCAGCCAGUACCCCUUGAAGAACGUCCCCGUGGUUUUCAACAAUGUCAUCACCAACACCAACGACGACUACAACAUUGCCACGGGCAAGUUCACCUGCAGGCUCCCCGGGGUCUACUACUUCGUCUUCCACAGCUCCCACACAGCCAACCUCUGCGUCAUCCUGCACAAAAAUGAGAGGAGGAUGGCCAGCUUCUGCGACCACAAGACCAACGCGGUGCAGGUCAGCUCAGGGGGGACGCUGCUCCACCUGGCUGCUGCCGACGAGGUCUGGCUGGGAGUGAACGACUACAAUGGCAUGGUGGGCAUUGCCAACUCCGACAGCAUCUUCUCAGAUCCUUUCACAAUAGCCCUUGCAGGAAACUUCUGCUUCUCUUCUCGGGCAUUUCUGAGCAGGACACUGGGGUGUCCUGUUCCAUCUCCCCACCUGAUGAACAGGACGCUCAAGAUGUGGAUCAUGUGGGCUAUGCUGCUCUGCCUGGCUGGAGGGCAGCCUGCCAGUGCCACACUCUGCAGGACCUAUGGCACCAUCCCAGGCAUCCCAGGAUUACCAGGACAGCCUGGCAGCGAUGGCAGGGAUGGGGAGAACGGCCCAAAGGGUGAGCAAGGACCCUCUGGCCAGAGUGAAGAAUGGAGAGGGGAGUGGGGAGUCCCAGGAGCACCGGGACAGCCUGGGAAGGUCGGUCCCAUUGGCAUGCCAGGUAUAGAGGGCUUACCAGGUAUCGUGGGACCGCCUGGCCCUGUGGGAGAACCUGGUGACUACAAGGUCACCUUCAAGUCCGGGUUCUCGGCUGCCAGGAUCAUGAGCUCCUACCCGCGCCGGGAGCAGCCCAUCCGCUUCGAGCGCGUGCUCACCAACGAGCAGGGCCACUACGAGAACCGCUAUGGCCGCUUCACCUGCCGCGUGCCUGGCACCUACUACUUCACCUACCACGUCACCUCCCGCGGCAACCUGUGCCUCAACAUCAAAAAGGGCCAGGGUGGCAGCAGGGGCGAGAGGGUGGUCACCUUCUGUGACUACGUGCAUAACAGUUUCCAGGUCACCACGGGUGGCGUGGUCCUCAAGAUGGCCAUGAAUGAGUCUGUCUGGCUGGAACCAACAGAGAAGAACUCCUUGGUGGGGCUGGAAGGGUCUGACAGCAUCUUCUCUGGCUUCAUCAUCUUCCCUGAGGCUUAGCCCACUGGAGAUGUGUCUGUGGCCAAUCUCUGCAGUCCCUGCAGUGCUGAGGACUCCCCUGGAAACUCUUUGCUCCCAAACUGGUGCUUGAAGCACACUGCUGCCAUUCUUGCACAAUAAAUGACAGUUCUUUGCA